Arabidopsis thaliana (thale cress) is the source of this 385-nucleotide messenger RNA. It is a transcript of the gene CLE8, whose product is annotated as CLAVATA3/ESR-RELATED 8. The transcript has a single exon. The record is from RefSeq and is marked reviewed. Lineage: Eukaryota; Viridiplantae; Streptophyta; Magnoliopsida; Brassicales; Brassicaceae. Gene Ontology annotation, cellular component: extracellular region. Bases 1 to 261 code for a protein of 86 amino acids.
AUGAAAGUGUUGAAGAGAGAUUCGAUGUUGUUACUCAUAACACUCUAUUUCUUGUUGACAACAUCAAUGGCUCGUCAAGAUCCUUUUCUGGUUGGAGUCGAGAAAGACGUUGUCCCAGCUGGAACCGAUCUAAAACAGAACAAGGCGAAACCUCAUCUUCCUAAUUUGUUUCGAACUAUGAGAAGAGUUCCUACCGGUCCUAAUCCAUUACAUCACAUUUCUCCUCCUCAGCCUGGAAGUCUAAACUAUGCUAGGAACUGAGAAACUUUUAAACAUCAACCAUUGUUCUAGAUCAAUUUAUGUUUAUCAAAUUUUAUAAGAACGUCAUUGAUUCAUCUUCUAAUGUCUUCUUUUACUUGAUAAUAAAAUGAUGAUUUAAUUUUAU